Messenger RNA from Urocitellus parryii (Arctic ground squirrel), 1610 nucleotides. RefSeq names its product SERTA domain containing 2 (gene Sertad2). The record is from RefSeq and is a predicted model, not a curated record. Lineage: Eukaryota; Metazoa; Chordata; Mammalia; Rodentia; Sciuridae. Gene Ontology annotation, molecular function: transcription regulator activity. Gene Ontology annotation, cellular component: nucleus.
GCUGGAGCACGAGCUGCCGCUCGCUCGGCCGGGCGCCCCCUCCGCCCGCCUCCCGCUUCCUCCUCGCUGCCUGCUGCCGCUGCCUCCACCAUUGUAUAAUGCUCCGGGCGCUCAGGCAGAGGACGCCGGAGUCUUAGCUUCGGUCUCGCCUCCUGCCCGUUUCCCGGCGCCACCCUCGGGCCCCCGGCGGGGCACUCCGCAUGGAGAGGGAAUAGCUUGAGGAGUGGGCGGAAACCCCUCCUGAUGCGUUAGUUCCCAGGUGGAGCUGCAUGUGAUAUAUGUUGGGUAAAGGAGGAAAACGGAAGUUUGAUGAGCAUGAAGAUGGGCUGGAAGGCAAAAUCGUGUCUCCCUCCGACGGUCCAUCCAAGGUGUCUUACACCUUACAGCGCCAGACUAUCUUCAACAUUUCCCUUAUGAAACUCUAUAACCACAGGCCCCUGACAGAGCCCAGCUUGCAAAAGACUGUUUUAAUUAACAACAUGUUGAGGCGGAUCCAGGAGGAACUCAAGCAGGAAGGCAGCCUGAGGCCCGGGUUCACCCCCUCCUCCCAGCCCAGCGACUCCCUGAGCGACAGCUACCGAGAGGCCCCGCCUGCCUUCAGCCACCUCGCACCCCCUCCCGCCCUUCCCUGCGACCUCGGAAGCACUACACCCCUGGAGGCCUGCCUCACCCCGGCCUCCCUGCUGGAGGACGACGAUGACACUUUUUGCACUUCGCAGGUUGUGCAGCCCGCAGCUCCUACCAGACUCUCCCCUCCAGCCCUCCCGCCCGAGAAGGACAGCUUCUCCUCUGCCUUGGACGAGAUCGAGGAGCUCUGUCCCACAUCUACCUCCACAGAGGCCACCGUGGCAGCGACUGACAGCUUGAAAGGGACCUCCAGUGAGUCCAGCAUCCAGAAACCCGAGGGGCCCCAGGAGGGCCGCACGGAUGACUCAAAACUGAUGGACUCUCUGCCUGGGAAUUUUGAAAUAACCACGUCCACGGGUUUCCUGACAGACUUGACCCUGGACGACAUCCUGUUUGCUGACAUUGACACGUCCAUGUAUGAUUUUGACCCCUGCACAUCUGCGUCGGGGGCAGCCUCAAAAAUGGCCCCUGUGUCGGCCGAUGACCUCCUCAAGACUCUGGCUCCUUAUAGUAGUCAGCCCGUCACCCCGAGUCAGCCUUUCAAAAUGGACCUCACAGAACUGGACCACAUCAUGGAGGUGCUCGUUGGGUCCUAAGACCCGGGGACUCCGCGACCUGACCCCACCGCCAUGCCCGCCCAGACACUUCGAGCGUCUCCCCACAACCCUGACAAUUCUCCGCACUGUGCAUGCACCCUUGCCUGCCUUUUUCAGAGAAAAAAGAAAAUUUUACAAAAGGAUCACACUAGUUUUUGCUUUGAGCAGAGUUGGAGUGCCUUCAUCCAAGUAUGACCACUUUUAAUAUGCUUUUUUUUGAGUGGUUCCUCAGAGACCUACUAUCCUGGUAUAGGAAAGAGUCCAUUUGAAGACAAUGUUGCUAAUGUUGAAUGGCAAACAUAAACAGUUCGAGUGAAGCACAAGGAUUAAGUUGGAAAAGCUGUAAAUUGCAUGUGCAUAUUUGUCUAUUUUUUCUAUAAGUUUUAA